AAGGCGCUAAUCCACUUAUAGAUGGCUGAUUAGUUCAAAGAUGUUUUUUUUUUCUUUCAUUUCCUGGUUGAACCGACGCCGUUUAGUAGUCAGGGAUUUGCUUGAAGGAGGGUAUAGUAGAUCUUCUUCUUUCUUUCUCGCUUGCUUUUUUCGGCUGCGACAAACUCUGAAAAGAUGCAGGCAAGUGACAGGUUUAACAUCAAUUCUCAGCUUGAGCAUCUUCAAGCUAAAUAUGUUGGAACUGGGCAUGCUGAUUUGAGCAGAUUUGAGUGGGCUGUGAACAUUCAGCGUGAUAGUUAUGCUUCAUACAUUGGCCACUACCCAAUGCUUUCAUACUUUGCUAUCGCAGAGAACGAGUCCAUUGGUCGAGAACGCUACAACUUCAUGCAGAAAAUGCUAUUACCGUGCGGCCUUCCUCCAGAAAGAGAAGACGAUUAGGAAGGGCAGGAGGAUUUGAUUUUAUCUUUCUACUUAUUAGGAACUUUUCUGAUGGAAUGUUAGUUUGGAUUCAGAGUGUUAAACUGUCAAAAAUUUGUGCUGGUAGAGAUUUUGUUUGAUCUGAGUGUUUAAAAUAGUUGUUACUUUGAUGCAGCGAUAAAGUUUCACCCUCCAGUUAUCUUA
Molecule: messenger RNA, 621 nt
Organism: Eutrema salsugineum
Lineage: Eukaryota; Viridiplantae; Streptophyta; Magnoliopsida; Brassicales; Brassicaceae
Exons: 4
Coding region: 175-438 (87 amino acids)
Biological process (GO): mRNA splicing, via spliceosome
Cellular component (GO): U2 snRNP; precatalytic spliceosome
Source: RefSeq, a predicted model, not a curated record